AUGAAUUUACUAGCCAAAGCGAAAUUGUCCAUUAGAGGCGGCCUUUCCCCCUUUCGAUCCAUCGCCGUACUUCAACAAUGGAGUUUGUACUGUACCAAAACAGCUCCGUUCAGCUCCUUAACCCAACAAGUGACAGAGAAUCUCGGAGCCCAGAAGACCUCCGAUUCGAGCCUUCCUCCGACGAUCAAGGAACGGAGAGGUCCGGCGAUCGACUGGCCGAGGCCGAUAGAGAUUCCGUUCCAACCUCGGGUCGCCAACGCCGUGAAUUUGAUCGGCCGCGUGAAAACCCCGGUCCAUCUCGAGUCCGGCGCCGAUGGGAAUCGCUUGGCCACGGUUUUGAUUUCUCAGGAUUGUGGCGACAGGUGUGACACUCUGUUGAUCCCCGUUGUGUUCGAAGGCGAUUUGGCUCAGGUCGUGGCCCUUCACGUUAAGGAGAAGGAUCGUGUUUUCGUUUCGGGGAAGCUGAGAAUGGGCCCCACGAGAUUCGUCUUCGCCGACGGUUACGGAAAGUUCCAUCUCGUGGCCGAGAAUCUCAAUUUUGUCGAGGGCUAUGUGAAAAAGGCUGUUUCUGGCGAGAGCGAUUGGGUCGCGAGUCCUGUUACUCAGCAGUCGAACAAUGAGGCGAACGAUUCGAAUCAUAUUGAGUCUAAGCCUGAAAAGGGUUACGAGAAAAGUUUACAGAGUAGUAGCACGAAGAAGAAGGGGGACCGGAGCUUGGAUUUGUGGAGGGAUCUUUUGAAAAGCCCAAAACAGUGGUGGGAUUAUCGUGGUCACAAGUCUAAUGGGCUGGUCAAAGAAAGACACCCCGACUUUAAGCAUAAGGAUUCUGGAAACGGGCUUUGGGUUGACCGUGCCCCCGACUGGGUUUUGCUGGGACUCGCAAAAUUAGAGUUUGAUGUUAUGUUCUUGAGGCCCAGGCUGUCGCAAGGAGGUGAAGGGGUUGGCAAAGCAGAAAAUCGAGUUGAAGGCGCGAAAGGGGAAGAUUCUUGGAAGAAUUUGGUGGAAAAUCCGAAUAAAUGGUGGGAUAAUAGAUUGGGCAAGCAAAAUCCGAGAUGGCCCGAUUUUAAGCACAAGGAGACAGGCGAAGGGUUGUGGUUAAGAGACAUGCCGGAAUGGGCUUUGUCGAGGUUACCCCAAUCGAAAGAAAAAGGUGGUGAAGGGGUUGGCGAAACAAAGGAGUUUGUGACAGAAAAUCGAGUUCAAGGCACGCAAGGGGACGAUUCUUGGAGAAGUUUGGUGGAAAAUCCGAAUAAAUGGUGGGAUAAUAGAUUGGAAAAGCAUAAUCCGAGGUCGGCCGAUUUUAAGCACAAGGAGACGGGUGAAAGAUUGUGGUUAAGUGACGUGCCGGAAUGGGCUUUGUCGAGGUUACCCCAAUCGAGGUUCCACCAAUCGAAAGCGGAAGGUGGUGAAGGGGUUGGCGAAACAAAGGAGGAGUCUGAAGUGAAGUUUGUGACAGCAAAUCGAGUUGAAGGCGCGAAAGGGGAAGAUUCUUGGAAGAGUUUGGUGGAAAAUCCGAAUAAAUGGUGGGAUAAUAGAUUGGGCAAGAAAAAUCCGAGGUCGCCCGAUUUUAAGCACAAGGAGACAGGCGAAGGAUUGUGGUUGAGAGACGUGCCGGAAUGGGCUUUGUCGAGGUUACCCCAAUCGAAAGAUUGGAAACAGAGUGUGCAGGCGCUUGAAAGCGUUUGA
Messenger RNA from Striga asiatica, 1686 nucleotides. NCBI's taxonomy places the organism in Eukaryota, Viridiplantae, Streptophyta, Magnoliopsida, Lamiales, Orobanchaceae. The record is from the annotation of a GenBank genome assembly.